GUAAGAUCAGCCUCUCCCUAUCUUUCAGCACAGCAAGCCAGAUCUACGUAUCUGUUUCCAAGAAACGGUUUAGUAAUGAAUCAAAACAACAGAAAAAGUAAUUUUUACCCAAUAAUUUGUUGCUUACUGAUAACGUGGUUAUUCAUAUAUACAAGUAACGCCCAACUCACAUUCUCGAAGGGCUGGAAGAUUGGAAAACGAACCGAAGAUGAACCGGAUUCCCAAAUCAAAAUAUCAGCAAAUGCGAUUUGUCAUUUCCUUGUGAGCCAAAUUCGACAAAUGUCUGCCUGCAACAACAACCACCCGAAUAAUGAUUUAGAAAAUAUCAUUAAUGAACAGCUCUGACAACCGCAUUAAGACUUGAAUUUUGAAAAAUCGCAAUGAUUGUACCCAUGUUUCCUCCAACAAAAGUAAUUGAAAGGUAUCAACAGUGCUAAUUUUUUAAAAUAAUGGCUGGAUUAUGUAUUUUUCAAGUUUUUAAGUAGGUAAUAUUAUAUACAAACAUGUUAAUGUUCAAAUAGGGAAAUCGUACAAUUGGUCCAGAGAAAUAAGAUUUUUCUCGUGAAACAUCCCCCUCCAGGCCGAAACCAAAUUUUUUAAGUUUUAAUAGGCCUAUAUUAAUAAUCAGAUCUGAUAAUUUCAGAUCUGAAGAACUACAGACCUAUUAGUUUGCUCUCCCAUACAUACAAACUAUUCAUGAAGAUAAUAACAAAACGGCUUGUGAACAAACUGGAUAGUUACCAACCUUGUGAACAGGCUGGGUUCCGCUCCAGAUACGGAACAAACGAUCAUCUACAAGUUAUAAAAACGCUAAUAGAAAAGUGCACAGAGUAUAACAAGCCUAUCUUUCUUAUAUUCGUGGAUUAUGAAAAGGCGUUCGAUACUAUAGAUCAUCAUAAAAUGCUUCGAGCAUUGGCGGACUGCCGCAUUGACUACCGAUAUAUCGCCUUGAUUAAAAGUAUCUACGAAACUGGUACAGCUUGUGUUCGACUUCAUGAAGAUACCAAGAAAUUUAGAAUAGAACGUGGAAUUAGACAGGGUGAUACUAUCUCCCCGAAAUUGUUUACAGCUGUUCUUGAAUAUAUGUUCAAGCAAAUGGAAGGAGAGGAUAAUAUGGGAAUCAAUAUAAACGGGGAGGAUCUGAACCACCUAAGAUUUGCCGAUGACAUCGUUUUAAUAUCUGAUAGAGUUGAUAAAGCUACAAAAAUGCUGCACACGCUCUAUAAAGUGUCAAAAACAAUUGGUCUUAAAAUUAACACCUCAAAGACAAAAUUUAUGACCAACCUUGUAGUCAGCGAUAAAAUUCAGAUUGGGAGUCAUAGCAUCGACCAAGUAAUAGCUUACAAAUAUCUAAGACAUGAGAUUCGCUUAGGCCGAGAUAACCAGACAACUGAAAUACAAAGAAGGAUAGGUCUUACAUGGGCUGCCUUCGGUAGAUUAAAUAACAUUUUCAAGUCUAAUAUUCCAGUUUGUUUAAAAAGAAAGGUCUUUGACCAGUGUGUUUUGCCGGUUCUUACAUAUGGUGCAGAAACACUAACUCUGACAAAAAGAACA
Diabrotica virgifera virgifera (western corn rootworm) is the source of this 1554-nucleotide messenger RNA. RefSeq lists its product as uncharacterized. The record is from RefSeq and is a predicted model, not a curated record. Lineage: Eukaryota; Metazoa; Arthropoda; Insecta; Coleoptera; Chrysomelidae. Gene Ontology annotation, molecular function: hormone activity. The transcript is spliced from 3 exons. Bases 76 to 345 code for a protein of 89 amino acids.